AUGUUCACUACCACACCUCCAACCUAUACUCUCACCUUGCUAGGCGACGUCAUGCUUGGUCGUCUCGUCGACCAACUCCUCCCUGACUCGGUUCCUUCCGCCGACGACGCAGCACAUAUAUCAAACUUCCGUCGCCAGUAUCCUUCCCUUCAAUCAUACACCUACGCCUCGCCCUCCGGAAACGUCCUGCCACUCUUUCGCUCCAGCUCUCUCGUCCUCGCCAACCUCGAAACAUCCGCCACCCUGCAUCCAACUCCCUACCCCGACAAGACAUUCAACUAUCGCACUCACCCAUCCAACCUCCACAGCCUCACUACCGCCAACAUUGCCCAUGUCAGUCUCGCCAACAACCACACACUAGACUUCUGCGAGACGGGUCUUCUCGACACCAUAGCCGCGCUCAGACACCAAGGCAUCUCUUUCGCCGGUGCGGGAUCUACACCUGAGGAGGCCGCGCGACCCGCAGUGCUAACACUACCCAGCACUGACCCAGACCGACAAGCACACGAGAUCCACUGCUACAGCUUCUCCGACCACCCCGCCUCCUGGUCCUCCAUCCCGCUAUUCAAUCACAUCGACUACACGUCCGCAUCCCGCGCACGCCUGAAGUCCCAACUCACCGCCCCGCGCCCGGAUGGGCAUCGCCCUCCCGCACUAAAACUCGUCUCCAUGCACUGGGGACCCAACUACGCCUGGCAGCCAGCACCCGAGAUCCGCUUACUCGCGCGCUUUCUGGUUCGGGAGUGCGGCGUCGACAUCGUGCACGGGCACAGCAGCCACCAUAUACAGGGCGUGGAGAUCAUUGAGCGCAGCGAGGACCUCAAAGCGGAGGACGACGAUGUGCCUGGAGAAGGGGAGAGUGACAGACAUGCGACGCGGGAAGCAGGGAGUAAAGGCCUAGUCAUCUAUGGAUGCGGCGACUUCGUGGAUGACUAUGCCGUCAACGGUGUGUUUCGGAAUGACUUGAGCGCUGCAUGGCGGGUGACUGUCGGGUCCGCUGGCGGUAGUAGCGAUGGUGAUGUGCAAAAGGAUGCUGGGAGAGGCUUGGAGGUGCAGAAGCUGGAAGUAUUUCCCAAUAGGAUCAAGACGUUCCAGGCCAGUUUGCUGCGGAGGGAGGACCCGGAUCAUGAAUGGGUGAUGAAGAAGUUCAGGCAGUUGUGUAAGGAGAUGGGAACGGAUGUGCAGGAGGGAUUGGGCUCAGAGGGUCAAAUUGUCGUGGUUAUGUAG
Molecule: messenger RNA, 1227 nt
Organism: Cyphellophora europaea CBS 101466
Lineage: Eukaryota; Fungi; Ascomycota; Eurotiomycetes; Chaetothyriales; Cyphellophoraceae
Exons: 2
Coding region: 1-1227 (408 amino acids)
Source: RefSeq, a predicted model, not a curated record